Messenger RNA from Trichosurus vulpecula (common brushtail), 3705 nucleotides. RefSeq names its product Golgi integral membrane protein 4-like. Gene Ontology annotation, cellular component: Golgi membrane; Golgi apparatus. The transcript has 16 exons. Lineage: Eukaryota; Metazoa; Chordata; Mammalia; Diprotodontia; Phalangeridae. Bases 1 to 2271 code for a protein of 756 amino acids. The record is from RefSeq and is a predicted model, not a curated record.
AUGGUCUUUAUUCCUGGCAGCCGGUAUUUGAGGCCUGCGACGGUCCUUAUGCAUGAGUUGCUGUGCACGCAGCAUGCCCAGCUCCGGCAGGGGACACCGUCCCCAAUGCGAAAGACUAUGGGAGCAAGCGGAGGGACGGUGGCGCAAGAGAACGCCCCGGAAGUGGGCGCUUGCUCGUCGGAGUUUAAGGACCCAGGAGAUCCAGAGGCAGCCGAUCUCGAGGCGGCAGAGAACCCAGCCAUAGCCCUGGGCGAGCACAGCAGCAUAGCCAGACCGGGAACCCGCAGAGGGCGGGGCCGGUCCCCGGUGCAUUGGUCCGCCGCCGUGUCAGUUUCUCGUGGGGGGUGGCCCUGCCGGCCGCGAGGGGGCGGGACCCCCGAGGGACAGGACCCCGGAGUGCGGCGGGGCGAGGCCGCGCCGGGACUGCGAGAAGCCGCGGCAGCGGCCAAAGUUUGGCUGGAGCGGGGGCAGCGUGCUGCCCAUCCCUCGGGGCGGCCGCCGGAGCCGGAACAGCGCGGACAUGCCGCGCGAGGGGCACUGAGAGCCGGCCCGGCUGGGCAGGAGGAGGGGGGGAGCCCGGGGGCCAUGGGCUCGGGCGGCUGCUCGCGGCGCCACAAGGGGCUGGUGCAGACGGGCUUCCUGCUGACCGCGGCGCUCGGCCUGCUCGGCGGGCUGCUGCUUUACGGCCACCUGGAGCAGAAGGCGCGGGCCGCCCAGGCGCUGGCCGCCACCUAUCGCGGCCAGCAGGAGGCACUGUCGGCGCAGUUGCAGGUGGUAUAUGAGCAUCGGUCCCGCCUGGAGCGGUCCCUGCAGAAGGAACGGGGGGAACACAAGAAGACCAAGGAAGAUUUCCUAGUGUACAAACUGGAGGCGCAGGAGGCUCUCAACAAGGAAAAGCAAGACUCGAUGAACCGCUAUGGGGCCCUGAGCUCCCAGCACAGGAUCCUCAAGAACCAGCAUGAGGAUGUGAAGAAGCAGCUGCUGGACCUGCAGCUACAGCACAGCGGGCUGAGGCUGGAGCAUCGCAAGGCCCUGGAGAGCCACGGACAGCGCUAUGCCCAGCUGCAGCGGGAGAAGGACAGCGAGGUGGCCAAUCUACAGGACACAGUGUAUAAACUUCGAGAGGAAAGCAAGCUCCUGAGGAAGGCGCACCAGGAUAUUCACACCCAGCUGCGGAAUGCCCAGUCCCAGAUGGAGGAGUUCCGCCAGCUCAAGGAAGCCUUGCAGAAGAUGCCCAGCUUCCAGGAGCCUGGGGCUGGCCGGCGGCAGCAACAGCAGCGGCAGCAGCAGGAGGUUCUCCAGGCCCCAAGGCAGCAGGCUCAGCUCAGGAAGCCUCAGGUGUUUGUUGCCACAGGCUCCAGAGUGGCCCUAAGCCCCCAGGAGCCAGAGUUGGCCCCCCGCUGGAACCCUCAGGCUGCCCAGGCCCCAGGGACACGGGCCUUGCCCUCAGCUGGGCCACCUUUCCCAGACCUGAAGUUGCCUUCUUCUGGGCCCCCUGCCUGGCCCCAGAAAUCCAUUGAGGGCCAUGUUCUCCGCUUCACCAGAACUGUUAACAGCCUGCCAGUCAGGCCCCCGGUUCAGCAAGUAGUGGUGGUGGCAGCCCCUGUUUCUACCUCCCCUGAGAGACCCAGCCCAUGGGGUUGGCCCCCUCAGCAGCAGCCUCCCACAGGGCUAGACAGAGGGCCCCAGGCCCUCCCGGCCCCUGGUAGCCCACAGGUACAGAUGCAGAGCUGGCAAGACAUCGUCAACAAAGUGAAUGCCCAAGAGAAGAGCCAACAGUAUCCCCCAAGCAGCCAGCCCCAGGUGCAGGACCAGCCUCUUCCACCCGCCAACCCGGGAGAAGGGGUAGAGCAUCCAGCACCCAACAAAGAAGACCCCAGAAGAGCAGCACCUGAUGAGGAGGAGAUAGAGAUGGAUGCUGGCAUGAUUGAGCGGGAGGAGAACAUACGGCCUAGGAAGGAGGCAGAGGCCCAGGGCCCGGUGGGGCCUGAUGCCCUUGCAGACCCUGCCCACGAUCCCAACAAUCAGGGUGAGGAUGAAUUUGAAGAGGCAGAGGUAGAGCAACCAAGGUUGGAAUUGGGGGCCCUGAGACUCCAGGAACAAGGGCCAGAACAGCAGGGCCAGGCUGGAGCAGGACCCCACAGGACUGGCACAGAGCUACUGAAUGACUACCAGGAUAACCAGGAACUGGAUGAGAACCCUGACUUGGAGCUGGCACCUGAGACCAAGAAUCACCCAGAGACCCCUGGCCAGAAAGACAAUUACUACUGACCCUUCCCUCCCCCUUCUCUUGAACCCCUAUGCUUCCUGUCCUCCUGAAGGGACCCUGGAGAUUAGAGAGAGCGUAGAAGGGUCAGAGCCUAGGCUUCUACAUGAGAAGAAUGGAGUCUAUUCCACCUUCCCUCUGCCCUCCUGCCUCAGCACACACUACAGGGUACCCCACUUUCUGCCCCAGCACACACUCUGGGGCACCCCCUUCCCUGCCCUCUUACCCCAGCACACACCCAGGGUGCCCCCUUCCCACCCUCUUGCCCCAGCACACUCUGGGGUACCCCCUUUCCAGCCCUCCUAUCCCAGCACACACUCCGGGGUACCCCCCUUCCAGCCUUCCUAUCCCAGCACACACUCCGGGGUACCCCCCUUUCCAGCCCUCCUAUCCCAGCACACACUCCGGGGUACCCCCCUUCCAGCCCUCCUAUCCCAGCACACACUCCGGGGUACCCCCUUUCCAGCCCUCCUAUCCCAGCACACACUCUGGGGUACCCCCUUUCCAGCCUUCCUAUCCCAGCACACACUAUGGGGAUUAUUCUACAUUCUUUGCUGAUUUCCCAGGACAGUCUGAGGCUGUGUGGGCCGUACAGCCUUUAAGGAGAACAGCUGAGCUAGGAAAGAGAUCCUUGUGAGCCUGGGCAUCACCCUCCUUCCCUGGCCCCACCCACAUCCUACAAGUCCCCAACGUUGGGAUUUGGGCUGCCCGCGGCCUCAAAGUCAAAGGCUUCUUUUAGAAGUAAAAUAGGGCAGUGGUGCCGUGACUCUGGCCUCCUUUGGAGAGGAGGAUGGGCUGAAAACCAGGAGCCAUUGAGGGGAGGGUGAUGAUUUCAAUUUCCAGCCUGUCAGCCUUGUCUUCAGACCGGGAGAGAGAGACAGACAGACAGACAGACUGCCUCGAGCACACACAUGAAACAUGGGGAAAGCAGCUUCUUUCCUCAGGCAACGAAGCUCAUUGAAGCCCCAGCUGGAAUGGACAGAGUUCUACAGGGCCAAGUCUGAGUUCUGUGACUAAGACAAAUCCAGAACUCCAAUGGGUGCUGGAGGUGAGAGCCUGGGAACCAGGCCCUGGUUCAGUCCUAGGAGCUAAAGGGGAAACCAAGGUGGCUCCUGAAUAUUACCCCAUUUCCCUUCCCUGACAUCUCUCCCCUCCAGUCACAUUCUGGGGAUUGGAGUCUAAGGGGUGGACUAUCAUUCUGCCCACCUCCAGGGGCCCAGCAGGAUAGAGAGAAUCAGACCCUAGGUGGGGGUGUCAGACUUUUAGCUAGAUUCUCUGUGGCCAAGGUCCAGUAGGGUAGCGGGUCAGGCCUUGGAUGGAGGCUCAGCCCUGACGUAGGACAUUCUGAAGCUAGGUGGUCCAGAGCUUCUCUGUACAUAAUGUAUAGUCAAGCCUUAAUAUCCAUUUUGUACACACAGAAAAUAAAAUUUUGAGUUAAA